AUGGCGCUCGGCGGGGUCGGUCGCGGCGGCGCGGCGCGGGCUGCUUGGCCGCGGUUGCUGCUGGCGGCGUUGGCGGCGGCGCUGGCGCUGGCGGGGCCGGCGCUGCCCGAGGUGCUGUUCCGCUGCCCGCCCUGCACGGCGGAGCGCCUGGCCGCUUGCUCCCCGGCCGCCCGGCCGCCCUGCCCCGAGCUGGUGCGGGAACCGGGUUGCGGCUGCUGUCCGGUGUGCGCCCGCCUAGAGGCCGAAGCUUGCGGCGUGUACACCCCGCGCUGCGCCGCCGGUUUGCGCUGCUACCCCGACCCCGGAGCCGAGCUGCCCCUGCAAGCCUUGGUGCAGGGACAGGGCACCUGCGCCCGCCGCCGCGACACGGCCGAGUAUGGAGCCAGCGCAGAGCGCCCCGCAGACAAUGGUGAUGACCGGUCUGAGAGCAUCCUUGCUGAGAACCAUGUGGACAGCACUGGGGGGAUGUUGAGUGGAGCCAGCAGCAGGAAACCCAUUAAAACAGGCAUGAAGGAGCUGGCGGUGAUGAGGGAGAAGGUGAACGAGCAGCAACGGCAGAUGGGCAAAGUGGGCAAGGUCCAUCACAACCAUGAGGAUUCAAAGAAGUCGCGGAUGCCGACAGGCAGGACCCCUUGUCAGCAGGAGCUGGAUCAGGUCCUGGAGCGCAUCUCUACCAUGCGACUGCCGGAUGAGCGAGGUCCCCUGGAGCACCUCUACUCCCUCCACAUCCCCAACUGUGACAAGCAUGGCUUGUACAAUCUCAAGCAGUGCAAGAUGUCGGUGAAUGGGCAGCGUGGAGAGUGCUGGUGUGUGGACCCCAUCCAUGGGAAAGUGAUCCAGGGUGCACCCACCAUCCGUGGGGACCCCGAGUGCCACCUCUUCUACACAGCCCAUGAGCAGGAGGACCGGGGAGCACACGCCUUGCGGAGCCAGUAGAUGGAUGUAAUCCUGCUUGCUGUGGCCCCGGUGCUGGAUUUUUUACAUGGGUUUCAGCAUGUCUCUUUUAGGCUCUGGAAGAGACCGGGGUUGGGUCCUGUGUGCUGCCCUCCUGCUGCCCCAGUUCUUGGGGAGGGAAGAGAUGACAGGAGGGGAAGGGUGGGGGGGAG
Messenger RNA from Lagopus leucura (white-tailed ptarmigan), 1106 nucleotides. It is a transcript of the gene IGFBP2, whose product is annotated as insulin like growth factor binding protein 2. The record is from RefSeq and is a predicted model, not a curated record. Lineage: Eukaryota; Metazoa; Chordata; Aves; Galliformes; Phasianidae. Gene Ontology annotation, biological process: regulation of insulin-like growth factor receptor signaling pathway. Bases 1 to 936 code for a protein of 311 amino acids. The transcript is spliced from 4 exons. Gene Ontology annotation, molecular function: insulin-like growth factor I binding; insulin-like growth factor II binding. Gene Ontology annotation, cellular component: extracellular region.